Gossypium raimondii (Peruvian cotton) is the source of this 900-nucleotide messenger RNA. RefSeq lists its product as uncharacterized. The transcript has a single exon. The coding region runs from base 1 to 900 and encodes 299 amino acids. NCBI's taxonomy places the organism in Eukaryota, Viridiplantae, Streptophyta, Magnoliopsida, Malvales, Malvaceae. The record is from RefSeq and is a predicted model, not a curated record.
AUGAGGAGCAUAGCAUCUUGUUACAAUGAACAUGCUAUCAAAGUGUCGGAUUCUUAUUGUUCAAGGCCAUCAAAUCAACCUUGUCUCACCCCCAGCUUUACCCCUUCAACUCCAACCACUGUAAAAUGUAUAUACAAAGCUAAAAUCUCCUCUCAAAGAAACCUCCUCAUCGCCCUCACAUGGUGCAACAAUCUCCUAGGCCGAGGCCUAACAAUCGCGGUUGGCGAAACCCCAUCGAAAUUCGAUCCCAAUUCCCACCAUCUUUCAAAGAACAAAGGCAGCAAAACCUUCAAAGCUUGCAAUUCAGAGAUUGAAGUCUUUUGGGAUGUUUCCAAUGCUCAGUAUAUGAAUGGACCCGAACCAAGCACCAGGUUUUCACUUUUUGUUUUAGUUGACUCCCAACUUUGUCUAUCUCUUGGGGAUAUAAUUCAUACCAACAAUGAGGAAAAGGCAACAUCCAAUUUUUCAUUGGUUUCAAGGACUGAAGUUUUCAUAGGCACCACUAGUGUUUUUUCAACCAAGGCUCAAUUUUGUGAGGAAGGAUUGGUUCAUGAAAUUUUAAUCAAAUGCAAUGAAGAAUAUGAAGAAAAACAAAAGGUUUGGAGAAACCCUGAAUUGUGUGUCACCAUUGAUAAAAAGAAGGUGUUUCAAGUGAAGAGAUUGAGGUGGAAUUUCAGAGGGAAUCAAGUGAUCUUUUUGGAUGGAUUAUUGAUAGAUAUGAUGUGGGAUUUGCAUGAUUGGCUCUUUAACCGAACAUCAAAGUGUGCUGUUUUCAUGUUUAGGACAAGGAGUGGAUUAGAUAGCAGGCUUUGGUUAGAAGAAAAAAACGCCAAAUUUGGAGAACAUCAAGAAAGAGGUGAAUUCUCAUUAUUGAUAUGUGCUUGUAAGAAUCUUGACUAA